CUGAAAGGUUGCUGGUUCGAACCCUUCCCCCCCGUUGGCAAACACUUGUGGCCUCCAGUAGAGGAGUGUUCACAGGUCUUCAGCUCAGUGGGAUGCCAAGUGUGUGCCAGGGAUUUGUUCGCAUCCUUCUUUUAUGUGUGGGUUUUUAACAACAUUUCACCUCAUGAAAAAUGAAACAAUAACAUUUUAUUUAGUGUUUUCAAGCAUAUCAAAAUGUAAGAAAUACAAAAUAAUUAUCAGAAUCACCAUUUAUAAAAAGCUCUGUUAAUAAUGAGCAGUUAUGUCGCAGCUAAUCACAUUGCAACGCUCUGUCCAGCUCUUGAGUUUACCAGGUAUACACACGUUAGAAAUAACCUCUUUCAGAGACGCUAUGGAGAGAUUAGUAACUGCAAACUGAGGUUUUAGAAAGUCAACUAAUAAUAAUAAUCAUACAAAUAAUAUACUUUCUUUAUUCAGCGAAUUUCUAAACAACGUUACAAAGAACUUUGCAUGGUCAAACCAGUAACAAAGACAUUUCAGGACUAUAUGAACAUAAAAUGGACAUAAAAUGCCCAAAAGUAAUGUAAAAAUAAAAAACUGUUAACGUUAAAAAGAUGACACGUUGGAAAUACAAUGAUGUGCUUGCAUUAAUAAAAACAAGUUUAAAGGAUAAUGUUUUGAGAAGUGAUUUAAAAGAUGUCAGUGGUUCUGCAAGAACUCUGAUCCUCAAGCAGAGCUCCCGGGCCUGAUGUGAUUGUGUCUUUGAAGGCGUCUGUCUCAGGUAUUGAAAGCGCUGAGCAUUGGUAAAUGACUCUAACGUGAUUGUGUUUUUUGGCUCUCUCUGCAGGACCCGCUGGAUCCCGGUCGUUGCGUGAUGGUGAUCCGGUCUCUGGUCCCCGGCGGCUCGGCAGAACGCCACAGCGGUUUGCUCCCCGGGGACCAGCUGGUGUCGGUCAACCAGACCCAGCUGGACCCGCUGACCCUGGACCAGGCCUUGGAGGUCCUGAAGUCCGCCCCGCCCGGCACAGUCCGCCUGGGCAUCCGCAAGCCUCUGUCUGUGGUGCAGGGACCAGAGAGGAUCAGCCAGGUGUAUCUCAACAACACACAACUGCCCGUACCAAAGGUAACACUCACACAUUUUAUGACCCCCGUCCACAUCCUUAAUAGUACUGUCAACUAACCGGUCAAAUUUGAGAGGCUGGAACAAGAAACAAGAGUAGGAAAACCUGAGGAGAAAUCCACAGAUGAAUACAUUUUCUCUUUGAAGUUUAACAGUGGCAGCCCGUGUCUGUCUGUCAUUCUUGGUCACGCGGUGGUAUUUCAGACGACAGUCUGCAACUAGAAAAUGCAUUUCCUGCUGAAAAUGCAUUGGAAAGCUGAAAUUAAUUGUAAAAUAAUUGCUGAAA
This is a messenger RNA of Anarrhichthys ocellatus (wolf-eel), 1385 nucleotides long. Its product is annotated as inaD-like protein. Gene Ontology annotation, molecular function: protein binding. Gene Ontology annotation, biological process: tight junction assembly. Gene Ontology annotation, cellular component: cytoplasm; bicellular tight junction; apical part of cell. Bases 854 to 1159 code for a protein of 101 amino acids. NCBI's taxonomy places the organism in Eukaryota, Metazoa, Chordata, Actinopteri, Perciformes, Anarhichadidae. The transcript is spliced from 2 exons. The record is from RefSeq and is a predicted model, not a curated record.